Messenger RNA from Heterostelium album PN500, 3018 nucleotides. RefSeq lists its product as uncharacterized. The record is from RefSeq and is a predicted model, not a curated record. The coding region runs from base 1 to 3018 and encodes 1005 amino acids. Lineage: Eukaryota; Evosea; Eumycetozoa; Acytosteliales; Acytosteliaceae. The transcript is spliced from 7 exons.
AUGAAUAAUAAAAAAAAAGAUAAUAAUAAUACGAUUAAAUCAAAUUUAAAUAAAGAUAAACAAUAUAUUUUAAUAACAGGACAUAUAGCUGCAGAUUUUGAUACGUUGUCAUCUGUCUUUGCAUCUUUUAUCCUAUUGAAAAAUAUAAUUGCGAAUAAAGAUUUUGCAAAUUUACAGAGAUAUUUUAAUAACGUGAAUUUCAAAGAAGAUAAUCAUGAUUUAGAUAUAGUAUGUCUAUUACCACCUACACAAUAUCCAAAUUUAGUUGCAUUCAUAGAGGAAUACAAUGAAUCAAUACUUUUACAAUACAAUAUCUUUUAUAAUAAUAAUCUAUCACCUGAUAUAAUUGAUAAUAUAAGAUAUCUAUUCAUUGUAGAUACAAAAAGAUUAUCAAGAUUAAAACAUAUAUAUAAUGUUUUAUAUUUAAAUAAUAAUAAUAAUAAUAAUAAUAAUAAUAAUAAUAGUGAUGAUAUUAGUAAUAGUAAUAAUAAUAACAAUAGAAUUAAUAAUGAUAAUAUAAAAUCUAUAUAUAUAUGUGAUCAUCAUCCAAUUGGAUCGGAUGAUAUUCCAUCGUCUGACAGUACUCUGGUAGAGACAACUAUAUCUGGUUCAAACGCCGCUAUAAUCAUUGAUAUGCUUAGUGUACGACACGAUACUCUGAAGCUAACAGACUUGGAGGCAACCGUCAUGGCAAUCGGAAUCUACGAAGACACUGGAAAGUUGACAUACGGUGGAACUUCACAUCUUGAAUUCAAGGCAAUGGAGUAUCUAACCAGACAUUACUCUUUGGACAUGUCAAUGUUAAGAAGAUUCCUAUCUAUUGGUAAAUCAACAACUAGUCAUCAACAACUACAAGAUGAAGAUAAUAAUCAACAACAACAUACAAAUAAUGUUCAUGAAAUAUUGAUUUUAGAAUCUAUGCGAAAAACACUUACAAAGAUAACGAUAGACGCUAUCGAUAUCUAUUGUUGUGAACUUGUAGGAGAUGAAUCUAAACAUUCAUUGUCACCACUUAUACAACUGUACUUGGAGUUCAAUCAUCAUAUUCAUACGUUGCUGGUGUUUAUUCGUGCUGAGGAAUCGGGAACUGUUGUCAUAUGUCGAACCACAAAAGAUACGCCAAUCGAUGUCGGAAAGAUCUGUGAGACGGUCGGUGGUGGCGGUCACAAGUGCGCUUCGUCGGUUACCCUCAAAGAUGCCACUCUCUCCGAGGCCAAGAACAUCAUGUUUGCAUUGAUCUACGGUACACUCAUUGGCAGGGGAAUUAACAUUCAAAAGAUAAUGACAAUAAACCCAAUCGUUGUAACCUAUCAAUCGUCAUUAGAAGAUAUCAACCAACUAUUUCAAUCAAAUACAACUAUUAAAUAUUUAUUAGUUAAUAAUAAUAGCAAUAACGAUAAUAAUAAUAGUGAGCAAGAUAAAGAUAUAGGACAGAUAUCUAGGAAUCAAUCACAAUACUAUUAUUCUUUAAACUCUAAAAAUAGAAAUCAAAAGAUAUCUGAUAUCUUGGAGAUUGACUCUGCUCAGUAUGUUGAUACCGAGAGUACUCUGCUCGAUGUAAUUCAACUGAUGACAAGUAAACUUCAGUGGAUUGUUCCUGUUGUGGAUCGUUCAAACAAUGGCUGUGGUUUAGUAGGUGUUGUAUCUGUAACCGAUAUUCUAAAGAACAUACUAGAUGCUAUCAAUAAUAAAAUUAUUGUAGAAGAUAUUCAAAAUAAUAAUAAAAGAGAUUUUACUUAUGAUUUAUCUAUAAGGUUACCUGGUAUAGUUCAUAAAUUAGUAACAAUAUUACAUGAACUCUGUAAUCAAUCGAAUAUAGAUAUCUAUUUAGUUGGUAAUACAGUGGUAGAGAUCUUAACCUAUGAUCAACACUCUUCACAUUCUAUCGAUAAAUUCUCAUCGGUAUUGGUCUUGGAUAAUAAUCAACAACAAACAACUGUCAGCCAUGUCAUAGAAUAUAUUAAAACCAAUAGUGAUUGGAAAGUAAUACAGAAAGAUAAUGAUAAUGAUGAUAGUGAUCAAUCUCAAACAAUUAUUCUGACCAAAGGCAAAUAUACAUUUAGCAAUAUAUUUUAUCCAAAUUCCGAUUAUAUAUAUACUUUUCAACCAAGUAUUAUCAAAUCCUAUUGUUACUCUGGUUUAUACACUUUCAAUUCCAUUGUUAUCUCACUAAAAUCAUACAAUCUAUAUGAUUUCUUUUUAGGAAUAGAUGAUCUAAAUCAAAAGAGAAUAAGAACACUACAUUCAACUUCUUUUAUAGAUAAUCCUAAAUCACUCUUGGAUAUUCUAACAGUUUCCAACAAGAUGAAAUUCAAACUAUCUAGAGAGACAAAGAAAUUCAUAAAGUAUUCUACCAUGCAGAUGUCAGCAGCCAAGAAGAUCAGUGGAAGACAAUUCAUGGAUUUCUUUAAGCAAAUAUUCAAGAGAGAUGGACAAGACCAUAUAGAUAUCCUCAAGGAUAUGCAGAUCUACUGUAUACUCCAAGAGAUAUCUCCAAACCUACAGAUUAACAGCAGACUUUUUAGACAUAUCGAAGAUACAAUACUAUGGUAUCAAACACUUCAUCUUGAUCAGAAACCAAAUCUAGUUAUGAUGAGAUUCAUUGUAUUGUUACAAGGUACACCCACAAAAGAGAUAUCAAAAAGUCUGUUUGAAAGGUUGGAACUUACUGAGGAGGAGAGGAAUUGCUAUGCUGAUUGGAUAGAGAAAAUAAAGACCAACAAGAAACUAAUUAAGCAAUGGAUCUAUGAUUCAAGAGCCAACGAAUACGGUGACAUUCAAACUCUUAACUCUAUACUCUCUCCUCUUCCUUUGGAGUGCAUUCUCUUAACAUUAGCUACGCUCAUGGAUGAACAGGAAACCAAACCCAAAGAUAACAAAGAACAUCUCUAUUUCUUAUUCCAAGCACCAUUCUCUCUAUACUUUAAUCAUAGUCAACUAUCAAAGAAACCAACAACAACAACGACAACGACAACAGUGAAAUCUCAAAAGCCAACUGAUAAACUCUUUUCUAAAUAA